Molecule: messenger RNA, 1611 nt
Organism: Suncus etruscus (white-toothed pygmy shrew)
Lineage: Eukaryota; Metazoa; Chordata; Mammalia; Eulipotyphla; Soricidae
Gene: GIN1
Product: gypsy retrotransposon integrase 1
Biological process (GO): DNA integration
Molecular function (GO): nucleic acid binding
Source: RefSeq, a predicted model, not a curated record
GCCAGAUAAGUCGCGAGAGGAAACGUCAAUGCUCUUGCUGGGGCCAUGAUGGUUCGCAGUGGGAAAAAUGGUGAACUGCACCUUAAACAGAUUGCAUAUUAUAAACGAACUGGUGAAUAUCAUCCAACUACAUUGUCGAGUGAGAGAAGUGGCAUAAGAAGAGCAGCCAAAAAAUUUGUCUUCAAAGAGAAAAAGUUAUUUUAUAUUGGAAAAGAUAGAAAACAAAAUCGUUUGGUAAUUGUAUCAGAAGAAGAAAAAAAGAAAGUCCUGAGAGAAUGUCAUGAAAAUGACACUGGAUCCCAUCAUGGCAUAUCCAGAACUCUGACACUAGUGGAAUCCAGUUACUAUUGGACUUCUGUGACCAAUGAUGUCAAACAGUGGGUAUAUGCUUGUCACCAUUGCCAGGUGGCAAAGAAUACCAUUGUUCUAGCACCUCAACAACAACUUCUCAAAGUAGAAAAUCCAUGGAGUAUAGUUACUGUCGAUCUGAUGGGCCCGUUUCAUGCAAGCAACAAAAGUCAUCUGUAUACUCUAAUUAUGACAGAUCUGUUCACAAAAUGGACUGUGAUUUUGCCUCUGUGUGAUGUUUCCACAGCAGAAAUUUCUAAAGCUAUUAUCAAUAUAAUUUUCUUGUAUGGGCUUCCUCAGAAAAUAAUAAUGGACCAAAGAGAUGAGUUAAUUCAUCAGAUCAACCAUGAGCUGUGUACGUUAUUUGGUACAAAACAGAUUGUAAUUUCCAGUACCUCUCACGUUGUGAAUCCAUCGGAAAGUACUCCAGGCAUGAUCAAAGCACUUCUCUCCAAGCUCUGCAUGGACAACCCCAGUACCUGGGAUGAUCACCUAUCAGCCAUUUCUUUUGCCUUCAAUAUGACACACUUGGUACCCUACUAAAAUACACCAUAUUUUCAAAUGUUUAACCGAAACCCUCACAUGCCUGAGAUGUCAGAAAUUCUUCAUAAAGUGGACGGUGAUAAUAGAAGCGUGUGACAAAUCCUGUGUGCAAUUAAAGAAUCAAAUACAACAAUAGAGACUAAGACGGCUUCAGUGCACCAGAUGGAAAACAACAAUUUUGAAGAAAGAAGCAAAAGUAAAAGCAUUGUUAAAAAGAAACCGAAGCAGCUAAAUCCUUUUCAACUAAAAGUGGGUCAUGAAGUUUUAAGACAAAGGAAAAAUUGGUGGAAGGAUGGUCGUUUCCAGUCAGAAUGGGUUGGCCCCUGUGUCAUAGACUAUAUUACUGAAAGUGGUUGUGCUGUCCUAAGAGACAGCACUGGAACUAGAUUGAAAAGACCUAUCAAAAUGUCCCACUUAAAGCCCUAUGUGAGAGAAUUCACCGAGCCAGAGAGUCUUUAUAUGUUACAAGGUUCAGUAGUCACAGAUCAUGACUAUGUAGGAUUUCCAGACGUCUCAGUUGGAACUUACCAAGCAAAUAUUCUGGUUGAAGAUGCAACUAUUGGUGUUGUUGAUAAUGGAUUACUGACAACAAACAAAGACCGUGAACUAUUAGAAUAUAAGAAUAACAAAAUCUCUCCAUUAAUGGAUCAUAAUGCUCUUGAAAAACAGACGUUUAAUCUGUUGAACUCUUCAAAUCAAGUUCUUGAGUAUUUAAGUUAG